AUGAACGAGACCAUUCGCUCCCUGAUUCUGGAAUUUCACAAUAAUUUUCGAACAAACAUCGCCGAAGGAGAGGCGCCUGGAUAUGAAGGAAAAAAGCAGUUGCCAGCACAGAACUUAUUCAAGAUGAUAUGGAGUUGCGCCCUCGAAGAAAAAGCAGUGGAGUUGACCAAAAAUUGCGCUCAUUCUGUCGAUGAGUCAAUCAAUCUCGGACAGAAUAUUUUUUAUUUCUACGAUGGAGACUACAUUGCUGAUGAGGGAACAGUAAAAGCCAUUCGGAACGCACUGUAUCAGUGGACCCUACCGGCACAAUUCUACGGCGCACUGGGAUUUCGGAUCAUGUCUGACAAUACCAUUAUCACGUACUCCAAUAUGGUAUAUCACGGCAUUUACGAGGUUGGCUGCAAUUUUGUUGUGUGCAGGAAUCAGCACAACUCAGUAGAAGAAGCCGUGCUUAUGUGUAUCUACAAUACAAAUGUUUCCCCAGGCACAAGGCUGUACCAAAGAGGAGAUGGGACCGGUUGUAAGCAAAAGCCUGAUGUGUGUAACAAAAUUCCAGGGUUCAAAUGCGGAAAGCUACUUUGCGAAUUGUCUAGCAAUAGUAGUGCCGGCAUUCCCUGA
Molecule: messenger RNA, 618 nt
Organism: Ostertagia ostertagi
Lineage: Eukaryota; Metazoa; Nematoda; Chromadorea; Rhabditida; Trichostrongylidae
Source: the annotation of a GenBank genome assembly